AUGGGCUCGAUUGCCUCUGUUCUACAAUGGUUUUGUGAUAAUUGUUCAUACAUAAAUCCGACAGAACGAUUACAUUGUGAGAGAUGCGGAGUUAUUCGAAAGAAAAAAUCUUUUCAAGAUUUCACACAUAAUAGAACAGAAUCGAAAAAUAAGUUUAAUAAUUGCUUUUUAAAAAAUUUUUCUUACUUAGAUAAAAAGUCAAAUUUUUUGAAAAGAUCUGCCAGUAUUAAUACAAUAAGUCGUUGUUGGAGUUGCGAAUAUUGCGGAUUGUUCAACUCAACCGUUAGCUCGUGCUGUAUUGGAUGCGGUUUUAAUAUAAAAGAAAAUUUAAAUGUUAAGUUAGAAAAAAAAGCUAGGUUAUCUACAGGAAUGGAUCAAUUCUCAUCAAAUUGGUUACAAGAAGUUACAACGAAUUCGUCAAAUUCAUCAAAUUCAGUUACGUCAAAUAAAAGUAGUAGUACAGUAGGAAAUUUAAACUCUUCAAUUAAUAGAAAAGAUAAUUCAUUUUCAAACAAUCAUUCACCUAAAAGGCAAAGCCCUUCCAUGUAUGAGAGAGUUAAAAAUAAAGUCAGUCGUUCUCUUUCGAAUGGAAGUGUUGUACAUAAACUUCUUUUGGAAAAUUCAGCCAAAUCUUCUUUGUUUAAACGCCCAACAAGCUUGCUUGUGGAUUCAUCAGUGGAUCAUCAGCAAAUGCAAACGGAUAUAAAUAAAAAUGACAGCGAAUUAAAUAGUUCUAGAUUGUUUUGUUCUUCUAAUCAUAAAAAUCAAACAAAAAUAUCAUCGGAUAUAAAUAAAUGGAUAUGUUCUAGAUGUACAUUGGAAAACUUUAGUGAUGCAGAUCGAUGCGAAGUUUGUGAAACUCCAAAAAAAAUUUCCGACACUGAAAGAAUUUAUUCUAAAAGUAAUGUUGUUAUAACAGUACCAGAAUGGGACAAUGCUGAUGCAGAUCCUCUUAAAAACAAUGGUACAAUUAAGACACCUUUGACAGAUUCCACAAUAAAAACGAAUACUCAAUUUAUAAGAUCUCUCAAUCAAGAAAAUAAUAUGAAUUUAGAAUCUCACGGCCUUUACAGCUUGCCAACAUUUAGAAGGUGUUAUUCAGAAGUGAACACUCCAAAUUCUGAUGCAACACAAAACAACAAAUUAUCAAACAAUAGAAAAAGUUUGAUUGAAACAGAUACUCAAAACAAUCUUUUAUAUUCUGCUUCUAACAAUACUGUAAAUAUUAAUAAUUCGCAUUCAAGUCCCUGCAAUCCGAAAUCAAAAGAAUUUAAAUACUCAUACAUAGGUAUUACAGAACCUUUCACGAAUGUGUCAAAUGAAAGUGAUACCUCACUUCUCGGUUAUAACAACAGAUCAUUACCAAUUGAUAACGAAUUAAAAAAUACUGAUUCGGUGAAAGAGAGAAAAUUGUUUGUUUCAUACGAUGAAUUAAAUUCUGAGAAAAACUCUGUGGAUCAGCCAUUAUUGCCAUCGGUAAAAUGUUCUGAGUUGCCAUCAUACAAUCAAAAUUAUAGUGAUCAAAAAUCUGUAAAAAUACCAUUAAGAACUACAGAAUCAAUUCCAGAAAUAUCUGUCAUGAAUUCAAAAUCAAAUGUUUGCGAUAAAAAAUCAAUAAUGUCAACUCAUGAUGGGAACAAAUGGGAACCCCCUGAAAAAAAUUCUGAAAUUAUUUGUAAAGGAAUUGGAAAAAAUGUAAAUAAUGUGCAUAAUAAAUCUUCAAAUAUAAUUAUUGAUUUAACAGAUGUGAGAAACAAUUCAAAAGUUUCUAAUUAUGAAGAAUUAUGGCCUACAAGUGACAAAGCUCUGGACAAACAAAAGAACACCAAAAAUGUAUCUCAUUUUGAAGAUUCUUCGCAAUUAAGAAGUUUAUCCGAUGAAUUAGUACGUGAAAAUAAAAAUGAUACCAAUCAUCAAGAUUCUUGUGAAAUUACUAAAGUAAAUCAAUUGGAAAGAAUGUGGACUUGUACCAAGUGCUCCUAUGCAUAUAAUCCUCUUUGGACGAAUUCUUGUGAUAUUUGUAAUUUAACUCGAUCUCCUCCCUCUUUAACCGAACCUGGUUUAAUAACAGUAACAAAAGACAGUGUUAUAUAUACACCUGUAAGAAAUAAUAGCUCUUGUUACGAUAAUUUAAUUAGAAGAGACAAAAUGGAAAACAAUUUUAAUUUACCACCUACGUUAAGUCUAUCGACGAUUGUUUCAUCGAGGCAAGAAAAAAAUCUUCAAUCAUUCAAUCAACGGACGGAUAAUGGAAGUAGCGUAUUCAUCACCAAUGACAACAAUGAUCAUUUAGAAAAAUGGAUUUGUAGAAAGUGCACACUGGAAAAUGAAGGACGUUGCACCGUUUGCCUGGCCUGUGGUGGUUCCAAACUUAAAAGUUUAUCAACCGAAGAAGAAUCAACUUUAAGAAAGGGUGAAUUUUGGUCAUGUCCUCAGUGUACAUUAAAAAAUCGAAAUUGUAAUUUGGUUUGUCUCGCUUGCAAAGCAAAUAAAAAUGUACUUGGAAUUGUCAAAAAUACAUCUCGAAGUACUUCUCCUCGUCCUCGUGAAAAUCAUUCAUCAAAACUUCAAAAGCAACACAUGUCUGGAGCUAUUCCAAAACAGAGAAAUCCAUUACCUGGUCACAGGAGAAUAACAUUGAUGUCCAAAAAUCAAUCUCAAAACAAACCGAAAAUUUCUGUCAAAGAUUCUAAUAAUGAUCAGACCGUUUUGACUAGUCCGAUAAUAAAAAUAAAUGACGAAGAUGUUACACGUUUUUCUUGGCAUUGCGUUUCUUGUACCUACGAAAACUUUGGGUCAUCAGACGUGUGCGAUAUGUGUUACAGAUCAAGAAAUUGUUUAAAUUCUUUAGAAGAAUCUAGAUCUAUUUUAAUGACCACAACCAUUCAAGAUCGAAUUGUUGCUAAUGAUGACCUUUUAAUGACUGAUUUUAGACGAGAAAGUGAAUUAAUGGAAGAUCUUAGACAUGGAGAAGAGGUUCAAGCAUUGGAAAAAUGGAAAAAAAUUAUUAAUUUUUGCAAGGAGACUCGUGGACUGUACGUCGAUGAUUCUUUUCCACCGACUCCGAAAUCUCUGUAUUACAAUCCUGCGGAUACCAAAGAUAAUCACGUGGUUCAAUGGUUGAGACCACACCAAAUCGCAUUGGAAGAAGAUUGUAAUUUAAAUUGGAUGGUAUUUCGAACUCCAAAGCCUAGUGAUAUUUCUCAAGGUAUUUUAGGAAAUUGUUGGCUAUUAAGUGCUUUGGCAGUUCUCGCCGAAAGAGAUGAUUUAGUUCAAAAAAUAAUGGUAACCAGAGACUUUUGCCGCGAAGGUGCUUAUCAAGUUCGAUUGUGUAAAGAUGGAAAAUGGUUGACAAUUUUGGUGGACGACUUGUUACCUUGCGAUAAAAGGGGUCAUUUAGUAUAUUCUCAGGCUAAACGUAAACAACUGUGGGUACCACUGAUUGAAAAAGCCGUCGCUAAAAUUCACGGUUGUUACGAAGCAUUAGUUUCUGGUAGAGCAAUCGAAGGAUUGGCCACGUUAACUGGAGCUCCUUGCGAAAGCAUUCCUCUUCAACCGUCAUCUCCUCCAUCUGAAUACGAUUUAGAUAAAGACUUGGUCUGGGUGCAAUUGCUUUCGUCAAGAGAUGCCGGGUUCUUAAUGGGAGCUUCUUGCGGAGGAGGAAAUAUGAAAGUCGAUGAAGAAGAAUAUCAGAAAAAGGGUUUAAGGCCGAGGCACGCUUAUUCUGUUCUUGAUGUGGUUGAUGUCGAAGGUGUGCGACUUUUAAAAUUGAGGAAUCCGUGGGGUCAUUAUUCAUGGAAAGGAGAUUGGUCGGACAAUUCUCCGCAAUGGACACCUUUCUUAAAGAAACAACUUAUGCCACACGGAGCUUCCGACGGAAUGUUUUGGAUUUCUUUCGAGGAUGUAUUAAGGUACUUUGAUUGUAUCGACAUUUGUAAAGUUCGUAGCGGAUGGAGCGAAGUAAGACUUCAUGGAACUUUGCCUCCAAUGUCUUCAUUAAAACACUUGUCGUGCGUGCGUCUUGCCGUACUAGAGCCGACAGAAGUCGAAUUUACUUUAUUUCAGGAGGGGCAAAGAAAUUCGGAAAAAUCUCAAAGAUCGCAAUUAGAUUUAUGCGUAGUGGUAUUUAGAGCAAGAUCUUCUUCAACUGUUAUUGGACCUUUGGUGGAGCACAGUAAGCGCCAAGUGCGAGGAUUUGUCGGGUGUUAUAAAAUGUUGGAGCCGGAACAUUAUAUUCUCGUUUGUUUAGCUUUUAAUCAUUGGCACACGGGAAUUGACGAUGCGGCCAAUUAUCCGGAAUACGUUUUAGCCAUUCACAGCUCCAAAGGUUUAGUCGUGGAACAAAUCGCAGCACCGGAUCACGUUUUGGCCGAUGCCAUUAUUAGCCUCACGCUAACCAAAGGAAAACGUCACGAGGCGCGAGAAGGAAUGACGGCGUAUUACCUUACCAAAGGUUGGGCCGGGUUAGUCGUCGUCGUAGAAAAUCGACACCAAAAUAAAUGGAUACACGUAAAAUGUAAUUGUCAGGAAAGUUUUAACGUGGUUUCCACUCGGGGUGAACUAAUGACGGUUGAUUCAGUGCCUCCCUUGCAUAGACAAGUAAUUAUAGUGUUAACACAAUUAGAAGUUAGUGGAGGGUAUCAAAUAGCACACAGACUCAUUCACAGAUUAGCGCAUUCUAGCGUGUUAAACGAUUGGGGACCUCAAAAUCAAAGUCAUUGUCCCCCCAUUGACAAACAAGUGGAGGGACUUCAUUCGCCUAGGCUUAUAACGUAA
Pediculus humanus corporis (human body louse) is the source of this 4776-nucleotide messenger RNA. Its product is annotated as Calpain D, putative. Gene Ontology annotation, cellular component: cytoplasm. The transcript is spliced from 14 exons. The coding region runs from base 1 to 4776 and encodes 1591 amino acids. Gene Ontology annotation, biological process: proteolysis. The record is from RefSeq and is a predicted model, not a curated record. Lineage: Eukaryota; Metazoa; Arthropoda; Insecta; Psocodea; Pediculidae. Gene Ontology annotation, molecular function: calcium-dependent cysteine-type endopeptidase activity.